AGGUUAUAAUCGUGAUACUGACUCUAUAAAUUAUUCCGCUAGGGUUUCGUGCUCUUUCUUCAUCGAGUCGAAGAGGCCAGGAAGUAGCCGCUCUCCUUGCUUCUCGUUUUCGAAAUAAGCCAUGGGUAAGGAGAAGGUUCACAUUAGCAUUGUGGUCAUUGGCCAUGUUGAUUCUGGGAAAUCUACAACCACUGGACAUCUCAUCUACAAGCUGGGGGGUAUUGAUAAGCGUGUUAUUGAGAGAUUUGAGAAGGAAGCAGCUGAGAUGAACAAGCGUUCAUUUAAGUAUGCCUGGGUGCUUGACAAGCUGAAAGCUGAGAGAGAGCGUGGUAUCACCAUUGAUAUUGCUCUGUGGAAAUUUGAGACAACAAAGUACUACUGCACAGUUAUUGAUGCCCCAGGCCAUCGUGAUUUCAUCAAGAACAUGAUCACUGGAACUUCUCAGGCUGACUGUGCUGUUCUCAUCAUUGAUUCGACAACUGGUGGUUUUGAGGCUGGUAUUUCAAAGGAUGGGCAGACUCGUGAACAUGCACUCCUUGCUUUCACUCUUGGUGUCAAGCAAAUGAUUUGUUGCUGCAACAAGAUGGAUGCCACUACUCCAAAGUACUCAAAGUCACGAUAUGAUGAAAUUGUGAAGGAAGUCUCUUCUUACUUGAAGAAAGUUGGUUACAACCCUGAUAAGAUUCCUUUUGUUCCAAUCUCUGGUUUUGAAGGGGAUAACAUGAUUGAGAGAUCCACAAAUCUUGACUGGUACAAGGGCCCAACACUUCUUGAAGCCCUUGACUUGAUCAAUGAGCCCAAGCGUCCAACAGACAAGCCCCUCCGUCUUCCUUUGCAGGAUGUUUACAAGAUUGGUGGCAUUGGAACUGUCCCUGUUGGUCGGGUUGAGACUGGAAUCUUGAAGCCUGGUAUUCUUGUGACUUUUGGUCCUUCAGGACUGACAACUGAAGUCAAGUCCGUGGAGAUGCACCAUGAGGCACUCCAGGAGGCUCUACCAGGUGAUAAUGUUGGCUUCAACGUUAAGAAUGUCGCUGUGAAGGAUUUGAAGAGAGGUUUUGUUGCCUCUAACUCCAAGGAUGACCCUGCAAAGGAGGCUGCUAACUUCACCUCACAAGUUAUCAUCAUGAACCAUCCUGGACAAAUUGGCAAUGGUUAUGCUCCAGUCUUGGAUUGUCACACCUCUCACAUUGCUGUCAAAUUUGCCGAGUUGCUUACCAAGAUUGAUAGGCGAUCUGGCAAGGAGAUUGAGAAGGAGCCUAAGUUCCUCAAGAACGGUGAUGCUGGUUUUGUGAAGAUGAUUCCCACCAAGCCAAUGGUGGUCGAAACAUUCGCUGAGUAUCCUCCUCUCGGUAGGUUUGCUGUCAGGGACAUGAGGCAGACAGUUGCAGUUGGUGUCAUCAAGAGCGUGGAGAAGAAGGAUCCAACUGGUGCCAAGGUCACCAAAGCAGCCCUGAAGAAGAAAUGAACUGAGGAUUGCAAGUCAGAGUUGUCUGGAGUCGUCGGUAUUUGUCGUGUCAUUCCCUUCCAUCGGCUUAAUGAGUUUGCAGGCAUGCUAUCCGGUGUCUGGAUGCAGAACUGGGUGCUCGAUAGGCGGUGGCGGGCUUUAAGCUCUAUUUAUGUUUUCUAUUUGUAAAAACCAAUCGGAUUUUUACAAGUCUCUGAGUGUCUUCUAUUCCUGUGCUUUGCAAAACGGUACUGGUCUCUGUUUAAUUUCUGCAUGAAUAAAUUGACAUUUAUAUA
Zingiber officinale is the source of this 1740-nucleotide messenger RNA. RefSeq names its product elongation factor 1-alpha-like. Gene Ontology annotation, biological process: translational elongation; translation. Gene Ontology annotation, molecular function: GTPase activity; translation elongation factor activity; GTP binding. The coding region runs from base 122 to 1465 and encodes 447 amino acids. NCBI's taxonomy places the organism in Eukaryota, Viridiplantae, Streptophyta, Magnoliopsida, Zingiberales, Zingiberaceae. The transcript has 3 exons. The record is from RefSeq and is a predicted model, not a curated record.